Molecule: messenger RNA, 1789 nt
Organism: Macrosteles quadrilineatus (aster leafhopper)
Lineage: Eukaryota; Metazoa; Arthropoda; Insecta; Hemiptera; Cicadellidae
Exons: 6
Coding region: 83-529 (148 amino acids)
Source: RefSeq, a predicted model, not a curated record
AGAUUUAUUAACAUUUCUUAUAUUGUUGGUGUUAGUGUUAUUCAGUUGAUAAACAUUUCAGUUUAAGUAUUCAUAUUCUAAAAUGGUAACAACGUCAAACUGCUGUUUCUGUUUCUCCGUACGAACUGGGGCUCUGAUCAUAGGAUGGGUGGAAACGGUGUUCGGAAUUUUUGACGUAGCUGCAAAAAUUACAGUGAUGUCUACAGGACAACAAAUUCAACUAGAUUCACCCGCCAAUGAUAUCAGUUCCAACAUUACCUUAAUGUUCUUGGAAGUAUUGGUGGCCAUAGCACUUCUUUAUGGCGUGUAUACGUACGACAGAACAACCGUACACUUCUACAUCUUUCUGCAUGCAACAUUGAUUGUUAGUAAAAUUAUCAUGUUGAUUGUUCUGCUCUUCUACGCAGCCUUCACAUUUCAUUUUAUCAUGUGGGAAAUAUGUGGAAUAUUUACACAAAUAUAUGUGGUUGUCGUGGUCUACAGCUACUACAAGGAAAUGGAAGAACACGAAGCUGAACCGUGGCCUUAACUGUUUGUUGUAGGCCUAUACUAUGGAUGGUUUUGAGAUAUUUGGUUGCAUAUUGAUCAUCCCCUACAAUUAUUCUGUGUUUUCCUGACAUAUAUUUUCUUGAGUACUGAAUUGUUUACCAUAAGCUUAUAAGUCAAAAUUGAAAGUCACUGUAUCAUAACCUUUCUUGGAAUAUCACUUUUAUGAAACAGCUUCAUUGAUAAGUUUAUUUACUCUCACACAACAACUCUAUUGAUAAACCCCGCUUUCGAUACCCGUUUAUCAUCUAAUGUUGUUUGUGUCAUUGACGACUCCGAUCACCAGUUAAGUUCGAUAAGUGAUAGAAUAACACACGCAGUGUAAAAUGUGGGAAUUUAGGUGUUUUUGUGUUUAUUUAAUACUGUUUAUGUUUGAAAGUGAGUAUAUAGGAUGUGAAAAACAUAAUCAGCAAAGCCAACAGGAUCGAGGCGGGCACAUCCAUAGCAGUGGGCGUAAUCUACAUGGCAGUGGGCACAAUAUUCAUGGCAGUAUUGGAGGCGCACACCCUGAGGGAAGACCCCACAGCAACCAUCCUGCCAGCAACGUCAACACAGAUUUCAUCAACGCUGAACAACAUACUCAACAUCCUCAGCAUCACCAGCGUCCUCAACAACCUCCCCCACAUCAUGCACAACAUCCUCCACAACAUCAGCGGCCACAACAUCAUCAAAAUUCCCAUCAUCAGGCGAACCAUCGACAUAGCGUAAACACAGACUUUAUAAAUCACGAACAACAAUCCGCCAAACCCCAACACAGUGAAGGUGUUCACACAAACGAGAGGGACACUGGUGAAUUCAUCAAGAAUGAACGAAAUGAUCCACGACGUCCCAACCAUCAGAGCCAAGGAGGCAGAAAGGGUGGACAUUACGAUAGCGCAGACGACUUUAUCAAGAGUGAGAGGUUAGUUGUAUCUCCAGAUAAAGACAAGAAGCAACUACAACAAGGUAGAGCUGAAACUCCGACGAGUACCAUGCCAACACUUGCGAGUCAGGGGAUAACACUGCAAACUCUGACUGACUUCAUAAUACGUUCCCCAGUAAGGGAUUGUCCACCUGGCUAUAGGGUGGACUGGUCCGGCAAUUGUCGUCCGGCUUUUUACUGAAGAGUUGACAAUCAGUGUGAUAAAUUGCUUAGGUUAUUUUCACCCUUAAGAUGCUAGAAACAUUAGUGUCAUCAUUUGUGUGUAACGUAUAUUAUGUUUUAACUAUUCGAAUUGAUUCAAAAACAAACUUUUAGACAAAA